Alligator sinensis (Chinese alligator) is the source of this 4915-nucleotide messenger RNA. Its product is annotated as copine-5. Bases 228 to 1862 code for a protein of 544 amino acids. Gene Ontology annotation, biological process: cellular response to calcium ion. Gene Ontology annotation, molecular function: calcium-dependent phospholipid binding. NCBI's taxonomy places the organism in Eukaryota, Metazoa, Chordata, Crocodylia, Alligatoridae. The transcript is spliced from 19 exons. Gene Ontology annotation, cellular component: plasma membrane. The record is from RefSeq and is a predicted model, not a curated record.
CUUGCCUAAUGCUUUUCAAGAAGGGACACAGCAAUUACUGGAGUUGGAAAGAUGAGGAAAUCAGACAGACGUUCUCCUGGGGAUUCAGCCUGUCCUCUUUCCCCACGGUCUCCUGCUUGGUGCUCAGCUGUUUAUUCCCAUCCAGAACGUGGACAAGCACACGUGCUUCCUCAGUUGCCCUCUUGCACUCGGUCUGUCCCUAGCUAGUGCCCUCAGGAUGCAGUAAUAUGUGCAUGUAUGCACAGGAGCCAGGGCCCAGCGGUGUGUGGCUGUGGUUCUGGGCAGAUCCACAUUUUGGCCGGACUGAGGUCAUUGACAACACCCUCAACCCUGACUUUGUGCGCAAGUUCAUCCUGGAUUACUUCUUCGAAGAGAAACAGAAUCUGCGCUUCGAUCUGUAUGAUGUGGAUUCCAAAAGUCCUGACUUAUCGAAGCAUGAUUUCCUGGGUCAGGCGUUCUGCACGCUGGGAGAAAUCGUUGGCUCUUCGGGAAGCCGCCUGGAGAAGCCGCUGACGAUGGGAGCAUUCACCUUGCAUUCCAGAACCGGGAAGCCCACGCCAUCCGUCUCCAAUGGCGGCAUUCCAGGGAAAAAAUGUGGCACCAUCAUCCUGUCAGCUGAGGAGCUGGGCAAUUGCAGGGAUGUGGCCACAAUGCAGUUCUGUGCCAACAAGCUGGACAAGAAGGACUUCUUUGGGAAAUCUGACCCCUUCAUGGUGUUCUUCAGAAGCAAUGAAGAUGGGACCUUCACCAUCUGCCACAAGACGGAAGUGGUGAAGAACACACUCAACCCUGUGUGGCAGGCAUUCAGCAUCCCUGUGCGAGCGCUGUGCAAUGGAGACUAUGAUAGGACCAUCAAGGUGGAGGUGUAUGAUUGGGACCGGGACGGCAGCCAUGACUUCAUUGGGGAGUUCACAACCAGCUACCGGGAACUGGCACGAGGGCAAAGCCAGUUCAACGUCUAUGAGGUGGUGAAUCCCAGAAAGAAAAUGAAGAAAAAGAAAUACAUUAACUCAGGAACAGUGACGCUGCUCUCAUUCACUGUGGAAUCAGAGUGCACCUUCUUGGAUUAUAUUAAAGGAGGGACGCAGAUCAACUUCACCGUGGCCAUCGACUUCACAGCUUCCAAUGGAAACCCCUCGCAAUCCACUUCCCUGCACUACAUGAACCCCUACCAGCUCAAUGCGUAUGCUAUGGCACUGAAAGCAGUGGGCGAGAUCAUCCAGGACUACGACAGUGACAAGAUGUUUCCUGCACUCGGUUUUGGAGCCAAAAUCCCUCCGGAUGGGCACGUGUCCCACGAGUUCCCACUGAACGGCAAUGCUGACAACCCCUACUGCAACGGUAUAGAGGGCAUCCUGGAAGCCUACCACAAGAGCCUCAAGACGGUCCAGCUGUAUGGCCCCACCAACUUUGCACCGGUGGUUAAUCAUGUGGCCAGGUAUGCCACGGCUGUCCAGGAUGGUUCCCAGUACUUCGUAUUGCUGAUCAUCACAGAUGGGGUGAUAUCGGACAUGGCCCAGACAAAAGAAGCCAUUGUCAAUGCUGCCAAGCUUCCAAUGUCCAUAAUCAUUGUGGGAGUUGGACAGGCUGAAUUUGAUGCCAUGGUAGAGCUGGAUGGUGAUGACAUCAGAAUCUCAUCCCGGGGGAAGCUCGCUGAGCGAGACAUUGUCCAGUUUGUUCCAUUCCGCGAUUACAUUGACCGCACAGGAAACCAUGUCCUAAGCAUGGCCCGGCUGGCUAAGGACGUCCUGGCUGAGAUUCCAGACCAGUUCAUUUCCUAUAUGAAGGGACGUGGCAUCAAGCCCAACCCGGCUCCUCCUCCAUACACCCCCACUGGCCAUACCCUCCAGACACAGAUCUGAUCGCCAAGAAGCAUUUUUCAAACAACUAGAAAGAAUCCCAGGCAUUUUGUUGUGUCAGCUGUUGACUGCCUCUAGCUGUAUGCCAAGGCAUCCAGAGCUUUCACUGAGGUUCCUCUGUGUACUUUUUUCUCUGGACUUGGCUUCGGGACAGCCAGUCGGUAAAGCCAGUUGUGCUGUAAUGCUGACACAUUAGCGUGCAUCAUUGGAAGGAUUUGUAGGACUGGAGACGCAAGCAACAGGAGGGAAUUUAUUUUAAAAAGACAACCGACAGGCUUCCUUUCCAGUUUGGAAGGGUGAUGGAAGGGAGAGGCAAGAAGUGAGAUCUGAGAGCUGUCCUCCCCAGGGCCCUACUUCACCUGUUUUCUUUUGGGCUCUCAGCAGACCAGCUAUCCUCAAAAAUCGCGGUAGUCUCUCUAUGCCUCUCCUUAAAUUAUUCUAGUAUUUUAUAGCCCAUGCACAAUCCACCUGCCUCCCCCGUUCUGCUGACAGUCCUCAUCCUCUUGCUGUUUGCUGACUUGACUUAUCUAUAUCAACUUGGCAGACUUUUGUUGGUUCCAGACAUCAGGUAAUGUUGUGGGUUUUUUCUCUGCCGCUCUGCCUGGAUACUUUUUCUGACUUGCUAAUAUCUUCUCAUCUUCUAUAAAUCAGCUUUGGCAAGGCCUAUAUGAGUUUGGGAGAUUUGGGGCUUUCCUUGGUUGGUUGGGUUUGUUUUUUUUAAAAUUCAUGGUUUAGGUUGAGCUUUUCCCCCUUGAUACCCACAUCACUUCUUUUUUAGGCUACAUUCGGUAUUUGCAAAGUCCUGGUUUCUGUCUGUGGAGUUGGGAACCUUUUGCCAAAAGGAUGUUACACGUCAGUGUGUCACAACAGUGCUCUGCUACAAGGGGGGAUCAGGAUGGGGUGUGAUUUUGAGCACUGUUACACAGGCGAUUUCAUGGCCGAUCCAAGUGCUGUCUGAAGCACCAAAAUGAAAGGUGAACUUCAUCCCUUACAGUAGGCUGGAGCUCUUGACUACACUGUAUAUAUGCAUUUAAGCAUGGAGAAUUCUGCUCCUCAGUAUUAAGUGGAAAUAUGUCCCUGUGCUAUUAUUCCCACUUUGGCAGUGGUACUCCUGUAGUGUUUGAAUGACCCUCCAUCCUUUUUAUACAGAAUAUUGCAAGGUGAUUCACCACUGCAGAAAACUUUAACAAGGCUACUGAGCAAAGAGGGUGCAGUUAGCCCUUUGACAUGAAACGAAAUCUCAACACUUCCCUAGGCUUUCUCUCCCACUAUGUCUCUUGGGCAGCUUUUUCAGAAUAAAUUUGGUCAUAUGUUUAUCUCCUCUGGUGAUUCCAGAAUUAUAACACACGCUAUGUCUUCUUGAAAGAAGAUAAAAGGGACAGAUGAACCCUAGCUAAGUAAACUCCAUAGGCACCUUAAAGUCUCUAUUCACAGACUUUGGUCCUUGUUUUUGAAUAUCUCAGUAAUUGGCUAGAUAAUUACCAUGAAUGCAUACCAUAUGGAUUACAUGCUACUUAGCAAUGGUCAAUCUGGAUCAUAGUCCUAGGUGCUAUGUUUUAGAAGAAUUCUCCAGUGAGACAAGUAGAGAUUUCACAAGACAAGCAGAUAGGAGGGGUAGGAGAAUCUAGCUCUGAAUAAAGGCAGAUGCAACCCAGCAAACCUGUAUUAGUACUCAGGGUUCAGCAAACCAUAUGAUCCCCAGGCAGCCUAUCACACAUCACAAUCUAUCCUCAUAAUAAGAUUUUUUUAAAAGAUAGGAUCCAAUCCAUGCUUGUAUCUGCAUCAUACUCAAAUGAGAACUAGGGAGCCAUCCGUAGAUCAGUGGGUUCGUUUAAUAUUGACCCGCCUGUCACCAUGAACCUUUAGAUCCUAAACAGUAAGGCACUGGGAGAGAUUAAGCCAACUCUAAUUUUAUCUUCCUUUCACACCAGUUUAACUCCACUGGAGUUAGUCCUAAUUUAUACUACUAGAAGUGGCCUUUGCAUUCUUGACUCAUGACAGCAGUUGCACAACAGUUUCAUUGAUGGAUUUACUGCUGCUGCCUGGUUUUUAGAUUUUGCAAGAGCCAGGCUGCCUAAAGAUGUCUUAAAUUCCUUCAAAAUUGUGUGUGGCUUUCCUGGCAAUUGGGAACCGGCUGAGCCAGCAAGCGGCUCUAUCACUAUAGGAGCUCAGGGCACCCACUAAGUUACCAGCGUAAUGGAGGGCAUCAUGCUCUAUGAACUUACUGGGCUCCAUCAUCCCAAAAAGAGAGGGCGGUCAUAAUUAUGUCACCUUUCUACACCUAUCCACAAUCCCCUUUGCAUUCUCAGCGUACCAGUUAACUUUGCUCACUCAAGAUAAGAACCCCAAAGAGCAGUUAGUGGCUGGUGUGCGUCUCUGCUGCCUACUUCUUUAUGAGCAGGGAUAGUGGGCAAUACUCAGUCAUGCUGCUCUGUACUUGUUUCUGUCUGUGUAUUGAUAUUGGGUGCCAUAUGCCCUUGCAGUUCCAUGCCCAGUUCUGUACAAGUGUAGCUAUGGGGUGAUGCAUGCCUGUGCAGUCCUGUACCCAGUUCUGUAAGUGUACAAACAAGGUGGUGCAUGUCCAUGCUGUACUCCCACCCUGCUCUGUAUGAGUGUGGAUAGCAGAUGAUGUAUAUGAGGUGUGGAUAUAGGGCCAUGCAUGUCCAGUUCUGUAAAACCACAGAUGUUGGGCUGCCUUUUAAGCCCGAUGCCCAUAAGCAUGGAUGUCUGGUAUUGCUGAAAAGAACCUGAGUUCUCCAGGAUGGAUUGUGUGAAUUUCCAGGGGGAAAGGGGCACUGUACAGUCUGCUCCCCAAAUCCGAUUCUUCUUUAUCAGCUACAGAAGGUUUUCUCUGACUUCUGAGAAUUUGCUGCCACCCAGCAUGUUCUUGGGGCUGCUCUGUUCCUUUCUCUCUUUCCCAGCCCCUCAUUCACUUUAUUUUUUAUUUGCAUGGGUGGUGACCUUUAUAUACUUUACACUAUUGUAUUUUGUGUCAAAUGUCUGAUGUGAUCUGGUUUGUAUUGGAUUGCCUUAAACUGGAAUAAACUAUUCUUUUU